CGAUUGGGAAUAUAAUCCUUACAAGCCCCUAUCAAUUGGAGUAAGCUUAAACGAAGUGUCUGUACGAAAUUUAUGUCAAUGUUGAAGCAAAACUGGGCGACUCGUAAGGUGGCUUGAAAAUGACGGUUCUCCGUCGGGGUAAGAAGGAGCACUUUUUACUCCGACGGAGAGGACGGGUUCGUCACUUGCUCAUUCUAUAAACAUAUAAAUCAACACUGAACGUCCCCACAAAAACCAGUUAUUAACACACCUUUCUCAAUCAAAUAAUAAACCUCGUUCACAAAUCAAAACAAAUAAUAAUAUAAUUAUAGUCCUCAGUACGCAUCAAAUGGCAGAAUCAUAUCCAGCUCUCCCUCUCCCCUCAGAAAUCACCGAAUCCUACCUCCCAACCCACGACUUAACCUACCACGUCCUAACAGCAGGCCAACGCAAUAAACCCCUCGUCCUCUGCCUCCAUGGCUUCCCGGAGCUGGCCUACUCAUGGCGCAAGGUGAUGCCAGCCAUUGCAGCUGAAGGCUACUACGUCGUAGCAUAUGAUCAACGAGGCUACGGACGAACAACGGGAUGGGAUACUCGCGACUUCUCUUCUGUGGACCUGAACACUUUCACGUUUACUCGGCUGGUCACAGAUGCUGUGAUAUUGAUUAAUGCGCUGGGCUAUAAGGAAGUCGCAUGUGUUCUUGGUCAUGAUUUUGGAGCGGUGCCAGCUGCAAUAGGUGCUAUCACGAGACCAGAUAUUUUCAAAUCCGUGGUAUUAUUGACGCAUCCUUUCAGUGGCAUUCCGUCUUUGCCUUUCGAUACGGUGGGAAAACCAACACCUGAGCCCAAGAAGGGCAAUUUCCACCAAGCUUUGGCCGAGCUACCGGAACCUCGAAAGGCCUAUAAAAUUUACUACUCGACGGCCCCUGCUGCUGCUGAUAUGGACAACCCCAAAGAAGAUCUUCACGACUUUCUUCGAGGGUAUUUUCAUCUGAAGAGUGCAGACUGGAAAGGCAACGACCCAAAGCCACUGAAGGCGUGGGAAGCAACUGAGCUUGCAAAGCUACCAUACUAUUAUGUUAUGCCUCUCAAAGCAGGCAUGCGCGAGUCUGUCAAGAUCUCCAUGGCAGACGAAGAUCCAGCAUCAGUCUCGAAGUUAAGUGCAAGAUGGCUGGAUGAUGACGAUCUUGCUGUCUAUGUUCAAGAACAUGGCAGGACUGGGUUCCAAGGUAGUCUGAAUUGGUAUAGGGUAUCGACCAACCCAGCGAUUAUGAAAGAACUGGAAUUAUACGCGGGGAGAACGAUCGCAGUCCCUUUGCUUUUCAUUUCUGGCAAGAAAGAUUGGGGUACAUAUCAAGAACCAGGUGCCGUCGAGAAGAUGAGUGAAGUCUGCCCUCAAUUCAAAGGCGUAGAGUUGAUCGAUGGUGCGGGCCACUGGGUGCAACAAGAACAGCCAGAGAAGGUCGUCGAACUUGUAUCAAAAUUCCUCAAGACCGUCAAAGUCGACUCAAUCUCACAUUGAGCCGUACCAGCUACCUUCCAGAAUCCCACCCAACCAGCUUAGAUCUACGUCACUCGGACUUUGGGGAAUUCAAUGGC
Molecule: messenger RNA, 1578 nt
Organism: Mollisia scopiformis
Lineage: Eukaryota; Fungi; Ascomycota; Leotiomycetes; Helotiales; Mollisiaceae
Product: putative epoxide hydrolase
Exons: 2
Coding region: 329-1501 (390 amino acids)
Molecular function (GO): hydrolase activity
Source: RefSeq, a predicted model, not a curated record